AUGGCAUUAUUAUUCGGUAAUGACUAUUAUUGGACAAAAUCAAUACUCGCCCUAAAUCUGAUUUAUUUUACGAGAAUGUUAAAUUAUCUUAAGAAUGCUCCGUUUUGCACAAGUGAUGAAUUUUGGAAAGAAAAAGGAUAUAAAUCUUUAAUGGUAUACAUUAUUCGUAUCAUUUAUUAUGAUGAAAAUGAAAGUGUGUUCAAGAAAUUAUUUUUAUAUCUAAAAUUUGGAAAAACAAGUGAAUUUGAAGAUUCCUCGGUGCAAUCUAUAAUCGAAAGACUCGAAUAUCUUGAAUCGAAAUUUCAUUCAGAAAAAUCUUUAACUAUAUAA
Molecule: messenger RNA, 330 nt
Organism: Cetraspora pellucida
Lineage: Eukaryota; Fungi; Glomeromycota; Glomeromycetes; Diversisporales; Gigasporaceae
Source: the annotation of a GenBank genome assembly